UGGUGGAAUGUCAGUCUGGAGGUAAUCUUCACUCAAGAGGAGGAAAUAAGCCUGGCAAAAGUGGCUUCACAGGGUCACACCUGUUCUGCCACCGUGGCUGGUGGCAGAACAGGACUACAGCACUGGUUUCUGAGGAGUGUAUCCCACACAUCCCUGUGGAGCCCUCACUAGGUAUCCUAGAAAGUAAUCAGAGGAUGAGACCCCAGGGGUUGACCUGUCACAUGUGUGGGCUGUGUAGGGCUUUAUGUAGAACUUUACACGUGCUCCUACAGGGGUAAACCAAAUUACGAGAAUUCAAUAAGGUAUGGGGGCAACUCGAAAACUAAAAAAUAAGUCAAAACCCAGAGAAAAAAUGUAUGUUUAAACUACGCAAAGUUAAUGGCAAAAUGGACAAUCUGACCAUUUCCGCCUGGCUUCGGAGGCCCAAGAGCAGCCAGGCUCGUGGCCCUGCUCACUAGCUGUUGCCUAGUUGGCAACAGGUCCACCAACUUCCCUUUGCUCCAGAAUUCUGUCAGUGGGAGGCAACCCACUCUAUCCCCUUCGAGGACCUCCCCCUAUCGAAAGUACUCUGUCCUGAAGGUCUCAGGGAAACCAACACUGGAGCUGGCAGAAAGUCAGGUCUGGUUGGCAGCCAGAAAAAGGACUCAUCUGAGCCAUGGUGAGCUGUGGAAUCGGAAAGACCAUGCCACGGCCCUUAGUGCAGGACUCUUAAGCACCGUUUAUUAUGUCGCUGGGCCGCGACGCGCCGCCUGGUUUGAGGCCAGCGGCACCGCACGAUGUGCACGCGAGAUGGCAGGGCAGGGCCCCAGCCAGUGCUGACUCUGUGCAAGAGCUCCAGGGAUGGAGAGCAGUCGGCCUGGAGACAGCACAGGAGAUGGGCUGGCGAUGAAGAUUAAGCAGGAGAAGCCAGAGAGUCUGCUGCAGACGCUGGCGUUGGCGGGCCAGGCUGCGCUCCCCGAGAAGGACGAGGAGAACAUCUGCCAGCAGCAUCAGAGCUUCCCAUCAUGCCAGACCAUGGGGCGCCUGCGGGCUUUGGGGGUGCAGGAGGAGCCCGGGCGUCCAGGGUGGGCCCCUCCUCCUGAGUCCGAUGUAAAGCUGGCAGGUCGGGCCCCUGGGACAGGCGCAGGCCCUCUGAGCCGUGCACUUUCUGCGGGCGAGGGUCACUUUGUGUGCAUGGACUGCGGGAAGAGGUUCAGUUGGUGGUCGUCCCUGAAGAUCCACCAGCGCACCCACACUGGGGAGAAGCCCUACCUGUGCGGCAAGUGUGGCAAGAGGUUCAGCCAAAAACCCAACCUGGCCCGUCACCAGCGGCAUCACACGGGCGAGCGGCCUUUCUGCUGCCCCGAGUGCACACGGCGUUUCAGCCAGAAGCAGCACUUGCUUAAGCACCAGAAGACCCACUUGCGACCCACCACGCAUUCAUGUUCCGAGUGUGAGCGCUCUUUCCGCCACCAGGUGGGCCUGCGCAUCCACCAGCGUGCACACGCCCGGGACCGCCAGGGUGCGCGCACCCGCCUGCAGGAGGCGCUACGGGACCCAGCGGUGCGCAGGGCCUGUCGCCUGCGGCCGGGGUCAUCUCGAGGGCGUCCUGAGUGGGCCUGGCUAGGGUUGUGCCAGGGUUGGUGGGGCCAGCCUGAGGCCCAGAACUCAGUCCCAGGCCCCUCAGGGCCUGGCAGGGAGCAGCGCCAGUUCAUAUGCAGCGAGUGCGGCAAGAGCUUCUCGUGGUGGUCAUCGCUGAACAUCCACCAGCGCAUCCACACAGGGGAGCGGCCCUACGCCUGCCCCGAGUGUGGCCGCCGCUUCAGCCAGAAGCCCAACCUCACGCGGCACCUGCGCAACCACACCGGGGAGCGGCCACACCCUUGCCCGCACUGUGGCCGCGGCUUCCGCCAGAAGCAGCACCUGCUGAAGCAUCUGCGUACACACCUGCCUGGCCUGCAGGCGGCUCCAUGCUUCCGCUGUGGGCAGAGCUGCCCGAGCCGUGCUGCGCUGCGUGCCCACCAGCGCGUGCAUGCCUCGGAGCUGCUUCACCCUGGGCCCGCACUCCAGGACAGGAAGACACAUCCUGAGCCAACCAUUGAGGGUUCCGGGGACCUGGACUCUGUGCAGCUCUGCAGUCCCCAGGGGAUAGGGGAUGCUCUGUGGGGCCAGGCGGGGCCCAGCGAACAGCGCCAGUUCAUCUGCAAUGAGUGCGGCAAGAGCUUCUCAUGGUGGUCCGCACUCACCAUCCACCAGCGUAUCCAUACAGGCGAGCGGCCCUACGCCUGUCCUGAAUGUGGCCGCUGCUUCAGCCAGAAACCCAACCUAGUACGGCACCAGCGUAAUCACACAGGGGAGCGACCCUACCUGUGUGCUGCUUGCGGCCGCGGCUUCCGGCAGAAACAGCACCUGCUCCAGCGUGUCCACCGAGGAGCCUUGGCGCCCCGGCCUAGUGCCUGUCAGGAGAUGAAGGAGGAAGAGGUGCUGUAGGGUGCUUGUGCAGUAUGUAUGGGGCCUGGGAGGGCUGGCAUGCUGGCAUUUCCCCAGAGACCCACACAAAAGGCAGUUCCUCCAGACGCUGAAGCCUGAGAAGGGAAUUCCAGCAGCAUCCUGAGUGUGCCUCGAAAAGUGGCCAGGUUGUGCUGACACAGGAGGUGAGAGCUACACUCCCCUCAGACCUGGGCCCCACCGUGUGCUGUGCACCAUCAAAAGGUAGACCUUAGGCCCCUGGGGCUUUGGGUGAGGGGGCUGUCCUGGUCCCUGAGAGAGACUUCUGAUGUGAAACGGCCAGGAUUGGUGAGCUGCAUCUCCAGUCUGCCACACUCAGACUGCAGGGUAGCCUGGGGGCUGUCUGCGUGGGACAGUGGCCACAAGCUCCGGAAACCAGGUAUGAAGCAGAGGUGGUGGGUAGGGAGGGACAGGCAUAUUCCCAACACCAAGGAUGUUGUUCUUCUUUAAUGACUGUCCAAUAAAUAUUUCUGGAGAACUGAA
Cavia porcellus (domestic guinea pig) is the source of this 2970-nucleotide messenger RNA. RefSeq names its product zinc finger protein 775 (gene Znf775). Gene Ontology annotation, cellular component: nucleus. Gene Ontology annotation, molecular function: RNA polymerase II cis-regulatory region sequence-specific DNA binding; DNA-binding transcription factor activity, RNA polymerase II-specific. The record is from RefSeq and is a predicted model, not a curated record. The coding region runs from base 841 to 2469 and encodes 542 amino acids. Gene Ontology annotation, biological process: regulation of transcription by RNA polymerase II. Lineage: Eukaryota; Metazoa; Chordata; Mammalia; Rodentia; Caviidae. The transcript is spliced from 3 exons.